This is a messenger RNA of Athalia rosae (coleseed sawfly), 7496 nucleotides long. It is a transcript of the gene pnut, whose product is annotated as septin-7. Gene Ontology annotation, cellular component: cell division site; microtubule cytoskeleton; septin complex. Gene Ontology annotation, biological process: cytoskeleton-dependent cytokinesis; cilium assembly. NCBI's taxonomy places the organism in Eukaryota, Metazoa, Arthropoda, Insecta, Hymenoptera, Athaliidae. The coding region runs from base 1544 to 3613 and encodes 689 amino acids. The transcript has 11 exons. Gene Ontology annotation, molecular function: molecular adaptor activity; GTPase activity; GTP binding. The record is from RefSeq and is a predicted model, not a curated record.
AUCGAACAUUUGAAUUUCCAACAGUGUUUGAAAGUCUUGGCUUUCUUUGCAAAUUUAACCGACGACCGUUGACCGUGGAUUUCGCUCGAGUCCUACGCCAGUGGUAGAUCCGGUGAUCGCAGCGCAGCUAUAGGUAGUAUCGUCCAACUAGCGUUCGAGGGAUGCAGGGAAAGGGCAGCUCGGUUCUAUCGCGGUUCUGCAUGGCUUGUAGCUACGGCCUUACCCCCACCGAGUAUCCUGCGCGGCAGUUGGUGGCAGCUGCGUCAGGCGUGGUCGGCGGAAUCGUGUUCACCCUCGCCGUUCGUGUCUUCGUAGAGCUCAGGCUUUGCGGCUACGCGUACUUUGUUACAAUAAAUUCCUUGCGAUUUAAAACGUGGGACUUGAACAGCGAGUCCGAAGACAAUAUUUCUCUGUAUAAACAUAGCCUCGCUGUUCGAGGUCCACCUCCGCGCCUCGCUUUGUCAUUUUUUUCGUUAACUGUCAAAGGACCGGUGCUGCAGCAGUACUUUCCGAAAGUCUGAGAACUUUUCCGGCGAAGUGGUAAACGUAUACACGGAUUUAUUCGUUCGCCAUCGAUCGCUGAUCGCAGAUCGGGUCACCUCGGGUCCGGUGUUUAGUUUUUCCGCGCUCUCCGUAUCCAAACUGCGCUUACAAUUUGCGAUUGGCCAUCGUCGAAAGUUGAAAAACAGAUUCGAAGGGGUGCGACAAUCGACUUUUCAAACUCGUUGAUCCGCGGAUGUACGUACGCGCGACAAAAUAUCCGAUGCGCUGUAAUUUAUACCGUAUGAUACCGGUGUGAGAGCGAGAUGGAAGGAAAAAGUGGAAAAUGGUGAGAGUGCGAGUGCGAGUGCGAGUGAGAGUGGUUUCGUCGUGGUCGUUUGCCGCCGCCGUUGGUGCUGCUGCCGCUCCUGCUACUGACAGCGUUGACUCAGGCUGGUGCGUAAGCGUGAAUCACCGGGCAUUCGUAAACUGCGCGUGAAAAUUCAUCCACUCGUGUUGAUAGCCUUACGAGUUUUUCGCCACGCCUUCGAUCAAGUUUUCAGCCGCAUCUAUGCCGAACAGUCGCGUCUGGUGAAGACAAAUCUUCCGCUAAACUCGAGUCUCGAUGGCUUUCAGGCAGUGAAAUAAGUGGUGCCGAAUACGCCGCUUCGGCGAUAUUGUAAUUGCUACGCACGGGGAGCUCCCUGAACCUGAUCGGGACGCGAUACGUCGGUCAGAGGAACUCGGUGCCCUUUGUCGACUUGCGAGUGGUAGUAUGACGUGGAACAUAAGUUAUAAAUGCAAUUCCGAAUCACUGGUGUGCCGAGUGUAAGAAAUUCACCCCAAGUUUCGAGGUUAGAAGUUCGUACUGCCUAUGGAAAAAUGACCAGCUCGUCCCAUGUAUGACGGAACGUGCACGUCCGUGUGACGUAUCGACGGACGUCGCUUUUAUGACUGUUUGUAAACUGCCGAGUUCGAUCUAAAGCGCAGCUUGUGCCGUGUCCCGAGCGAUAACCUUGGAUUGUGGAAAUUUGGACGGAGACGGGGCUAAACAAAGAUUACGAUGUCGACGGAGAACCAAAACGGGACGCCGACUAUCUCCUUACAGACCAAUGGGAUAAAAUCUUCCGCAACCAGCAUAUCUACGUCGUCGGUGGCCACCGUUGGGCGCACUAUAUCGAACAAUUCCUCGUAUCUGUACAGCACGAGUUCUGUAUCAAAUCGAGAAAAAACGAGGCAAGCACCACCCACGUUGCCAAAGUAUACGUCGAGCUUCAACGCGGGAACGAACGGCAAUGCCGAGAGACUCGCGAGGGAACGGGAAUCCGGGGGCAGCUACCGGCUCGCCAGUUUGGACCGACUCGCGCUUAGGCAAAGAAUACUCGAGGGCGAGGGAAAGCUGAACGGCGACGCUGCCACAACGAUCCAGACGAAACGCGAGCUGUUCUUCAAAGCGGACAGCGGUAGCAUCCCGUCUUCACCCUCGGUACCGCCGCCCCAACCUCCGACAGUUCCGUCAACGGGGACUUCAUUGACGUCCGCCUCGAAUUUACACCCGGGCGUCGCGCCUCCCGCAGCCCCGGCGAAACCUCGGCUCCCUCAAACCGCUGUGGCCCUGAAUCAGAACAAUGACUGCGAGGACAGCAACAAACGCGAGUUUGCUACCUGCAACAAAUCCGACAGUAAAGAGUCACGGCCGCCACCUCCGACAAAACCGAAGGAACUGGACGGCUAUGUCGGAUUCGCGAACCUGCCCAAUCAAGUAUACCGAAAAGCCGUGAAAAAAGGAUUUGACUUCACGCUGAUGGUUGUCGGAGAAUCUGGUCUUGGCAAGUCAACUCUCAUAAACUCUAUGUUCUUGGCGGAUAUAUACAGUUCUGAAUAUCCCGGACCAAGCCUUCGAGUGAAAAAGACUGUCGCAGUUGAGACCAGCAAGGUUCUGUUGAAAGAAAAUGGUGUGAAUCUUACCCUGACGGUCGUAGAUACUCCGGGAUUUGGUGACGCCGUCGAUAACAGCAAUUGUUGGGUACCCGUCAUCGAAUAUAUUGAAUCCAAGUACGAGGAAUUUUUAAAUGCUGAAUCUCGCGUGACCAGGAGACAAAUUGCUGACAGCCGAGUUCACUGUUGUCUCUAUUUCGUGGCGCCAUCCGGACAUGGGUUGAAACCAUUGGACGUUGAAUUUAUGCAACGUCUGCACGACAAAGUUAACAUUAUCCCUGUGAUCGCUAAGGCAGACACCAUGACACCGGACGAAUGUGCGCACUUCAAAAAACAAAUAUUGAAUGAGAUUGCGCAACACAAGAUCAAGAUCUAUGAAUUUCCUGAGGAUGAGGAAGAAGAAGAGAGUAAAUUGCACAAGGUAUUAAGGGAUAGAGUCCCAUUUGCCGUUGUCGGAGCGAAUACGGUCGUUGAACAAGACGGGAAAAAGGUCCGUGGGCGGAAGUACCCAUGGGGAGUUGCCGAAGUCGAAAAUCUCGAACAUUGCGACUUCAUUGCCUUACGAAACAUGGUAAUACGAACACAUCUACAGGAUCUGAAAGACGUGACAAAUAAUGUUCACUAUGAGAACUUUAGGUGUCGAACACUAGCAGGCCUUGGUGUCGAUGGAAAACCAACGAGAAUUUCGAACAAUUUGUGCCCACAAGGAGUGAUGAACAGUUUCAUGAUGGUGUGGAAUCCAUUGGCCCAGAUGGAAGAAGAGAAGCGAGAUCAUGACAACAAAAUGAAGAAAAUGGAAACCGAAAUGGAGCAAGUGUUCGAGAUGAAAGUUCGCGAGAAGAAGCAGAAGCUCAAGGAUUCUGAGACUGACCUACAACGACGGCAUGAGCAAAUGCGACGCUCUUUAGAACAACAGGUUCGAGAACUUGAAGAAAAGAGAAGGGCGUUCGAGUCCGAAAAAAUAACCUGGGAGCAACAGACGGGACACAGCAUUGAAGAGCUACGCAGACGCAGCUUAGAGGCUAACUCCAAAGAGACAGGAUCUGUAUCUUCGGAGGGAUCUGGAGGCGGCGGGGGUACAUUGAGAGGGUCACGAGGGAUAGGAAGUCUCCUGCGUCGACACACCAGUUUCAAAUCACCUCAAGAGAAUCCUACACAGAUACAUCUUGUCAUAAAGCAUCCCGAACACCCCUGAUGAUCUAACUCGUAUUCAGAUUUGCAGGACUUUCUGUAUUGUUCUGUACAUAGGAAACAGUGACUAUUGAUCAUCCUUUAUGAUUCUCAUAAUCUUAGUCGUAAUUUUUAGGCUUUACGCUCUGCACAGUGCUCUAACAUCAGGUCCGGUCACAAAUUGCCUUGAUGUAAUCAAAUUAGUUUUCAAAUAUUUUUUAGAGAAGACCCAUUUUUUUAUCAAUGUUCCUGAAUUGAAUUUUAUGCUGGAAUCUUCGAUCUAGAUAGAUGAAAAGAACAAGACUAUAAUAUUUUUGCCUGUGGCAAUUUGACAUGCGAAAUUGUUAGAUCCAAAUUAACACUGUCACACUUCUUCAAUGAAAAAGCUAUUAAACAUAAGAGCGAUUACAUAAUCUUCAAGAAGUAUUCAAUGAAUUGACGCAGAAUCGAUCUAGUGAUAAUGAUAUACUGGAAGUCCAGCAACUUCUUGUUCGGUUCUUCAAAAACCAGGACUUAUUAUAUUAUUAACUGAUAUCAUUGUGAACUGCACAAGCUGUCUACUCCAUAUUUGAUGUCAUUUUACAAUUCUGUGAAACAUGAGAAUUUCCACUUCACUCGGUCCGCGAUAUCAUCUAACUAGAAUAGAUGUUCUUCUGAAUCCACAGCAGUUCAGACAGCUUGACAGAGGGUUAUCAUAACAUUUACUAAUAUCUUACCGGUAGUAAAUAAUUUUCAAUUGUCAAUUUCAUGAUUAAAGCUUGUUCACCAGCAAACAUAAUGCUUUUUACAUCAUUUGACUAACCAUUCAUUUCCCAUUUCAGUUAGCAUAGUUUGGCAUAUCUCAAUCGUCUGAAAUCAAAUUCCAUUAUUUCAUCUACUAGGAUUCACUUCGUGACACUGCAUCUAUUAGACACACCAUACUACACGCAUGAUUAUGCUUUAUUAAUAGUAAUACGAAAUUUACGAUGUAUUCUCAUACCCUUCUUCUUAGUCAAUCAAGAAAGAAACCCGUUUCUGGUAAAUUUUGUUCUCAACCAUAGUCAUUCCUUUGCAUACUUUGUUGUUGGUCGCAGAUUCGCCACUGCUAUUUGUUCAGCAAAAUUUAAACCACAUCCAACAUCAGUUAUUUUCCAGUAAGCAUGCACAGUGUGGUUUACUGGUCCUCCUUUGUACAAGAGGUAUAUUUACUUUCGUAAUAUCACCUUAGCAUGUGAAAGUGUCCGAUAUCAAUUUGCAUGGUUGGAUGUGACAAUGACAUCGAUAAUUGUCGCUCAAGUAAUGUAGAUAGACCGCCUUGAAAAACCUUCAUGUUACGUGAGUCAUUUCAGUGCAGUAUGAAAAAAAACAGAGGUGUAGAGUUCCUUCAGGCAUACCUGUUAUUAAAAAAUAUUACAACAUAGUCGGAAUGAGUCGAUAAUUGGUAGAUCUUGACGGCCGUCGAUGGCAAGGACAAAAAGAACAAGAAGAAAGGCCUCUUCUAAUCGUACCACCUCAAAUGUAGAACCCUCUAUACUUAAGUAUGAACAGUAAAUACAAAUCUUUACACUAUAUUAAACUAUAAUUUCCAGACUCCAAAGUUCAAACAUCUCUUUACGCCUAUGAAGUAUGCUAUCGAUAAAUCUGUAUUCUAUAGGUAUUUUUUUGAUUAAAGUUUUUCACGAAUUCUUCAACGUCCAAUGCACAUGAAACAUUAUCUCGGUCAUGUGUUAUAAUUGUGUUAGCAGAGGGGUCCGGGAAUUCGUAAUUUUUUAGUGCGGGGAUGUACAAGGAUAAAAAAUCGUCACUUCCUGAAUACGUCCGACAUUUUGCGUGAAUUACAUAAAAUCGUCGGCGUACCUGAAUGUGUCACCGUCUUCAUAUAAUAAUAGUCAUAAGAAUAAUAAAGAUUAUACGCAAAGAUAAUAAUAAUAAUAAUGAUAAUAAUAAUAACAGCAACUAUAAAUAACAAUUGUUUUUAUUAUUAUUAUCACAAAGUUUAACAAAUAUUUAGUAUUGCUGUGCAUUAAAUAUUUUAUUACUAAAAAAUGUAACGAUUGGUUUCCAUAAUAAGCUUGGUAAUGAUGCGUUCUUUCUUGGCGGGCUGGAUCAACGAUUUCGCAAUGCUGAUUUCUCUUACUUUCCGAACAAAUGCAGAGACAUUCUAUCUUAAGAAUUAUGUUUUUUUUUCGUGUGAAAAAUCGAUCAGGUAUGUAAUUCCCGAUCCAUUUAUCAAUAAUUCAAAACCUUUUUAGCGUACGUAAUGAAUUUUUUGUAUAAUCAAUUUUGAUCAGCAUAAACGUUGCCAUUUAGCCUUGGGAAUAAGCUCGAAAAAUUGAUUCGUUAUUUUGUAAGGGGAUCGGCAAAGUACAAUGCUAUAAUUUGUAACGAAUCUUUAUAACCAGUUUAGUGGUCAUUUACCCUACAUGUUUAUGUAUGAAUGAUCAAUUUAAUCGUACAAACGUAAGAUAGAUAUAGCAAAGAGAGUAAGACGAGUUGGUAAUACCUAAAUACCUAUAGAUACCCCAACAUUAGUUUCAUAGAUCUCACAUUUUUCGUCAUUGUGUUUGUACCAGAUGAUAAUUUACUGUCAUGUUGAAAAAAUGCUGUAACUUGAACUUGAUUGAAAAAAUUUUUAUUCACUUCAACCCCAUGCACUUUUGAAGAAUCCAAAUCAACUAUAUGUUUUGACAUACUACAUUUCAUCAAUAGGACAGUAAAUUUGAAACAGCCGUUGUAGAGAAAAAAAACAGCUCAUCGAGCCUUACACAUUACUAGGAACGUCGAGUGUAACUAGUUAUAGUUAAAAUGAUUAAGCUAUACUUUUGUGCCAAGAAGAAAAUUGACAAAUUUUGUAACGCAAGCGAGUGGUUUUUCGCAUUUGUUAAACAAGUCAUGAAAUUCCUUUGAGAAAUUCAUAAUUUAUUUGAUAAAAAAAGCUCCGCGCUACAUUCCUAUUUUGUACGCAUUUUCUAUCAAUCGCCAUUUCCAUCGAUUUGAUGCCAUAUUUAAACAAAAAGUGAUAUGAAUAUAUUCCAAUCCAACGCUAAGUUGAUAAACCACAUAUUUGCAAAGGAUUCAAUACAAGUCGCUACUCUUGAACCGUGACAUGAUUUGUUGCUAAUGAUAAAAUACGAAUUAUUAUUUCGGUCCUAUGCAUUCAAUUGUGAUCCUUAUAGUAUAACCUUGAUUUCAUUCUCGGUUGAUAAGGAGAAGCGUCCGUCUGAUGCGGGUUGUUCGUUUACUUUUAAUCUGCAAUAAUUACCGCCACUGCUGUUGGUGAGGCAUUUUAUAUAAAACUUUCGAACCGUUCAUCUUAAUCUUCACAACGCUAUUCGAUCACAGGAUAUGAAGAAUUAUUUUCUACAAAACCAGAUUGAUUCAAAGUCGACGCUGAACACUAUAAUAGGUGCAUUAAUAUUUAGGAGAAAUAGGUAUAUGGAAUAUGUACGUACGUCCACAGGUUUGUGAAGAGAUCUCGGAAAAUGUAAUACAUACAUAUAUAGAAAGCCGUUCAACGUGAUUAAUGCAAUUGCUUGACAUUUAGGGAUCGAUCGAUCGUUUGCAAUAAACUGGCGGCACGUGAAAACUUCACCUUGCAGCAGUAUGUCGUUAUACCAACAUGCAGCAAUAGAGUCUAGCCGUAGAAUCACGGGACAGACAUAAAGCUUUUAAUCCAUAUGUAUAAUAUCACAUACGUAUACUUAUGUAUGUAAUGAUGAUAUAGCGACGAAUCCAGAUCACUCUGUUUCUUGUGAAAUUAUAAGAAUAAUGAUUAUUAUAGUUAUACCUAUUUUAUCGUGUCGGAGGUGAAAAGCGACGUUACCGACGCUAUUUAUUAUAGACAAAUUGUAACGGUUGAAUCCAUAAUUAUAUGAUGGUAGUUAUAAUUAUGUAUUGAGUAAAUUAUGUAUAAAAAAAUGAAAAAUGUU